GUCAAUUGUCAAUUGUCAUUCACAUGUGUUUAUUUUUGUAAUCGCACGUCGUACAGUUUUAAAUUAAAUUUAUAUUUCAAUAUAUUUUUUAAAGCAAACAUAAAUUGAAAUGUCUAGGAGACCUGAACAUCAAGCUCCCCCAGAAUUGUUUUAUAACGAAGAUGAAGCACGAAAAUAUACACAAAAUUCUAGAAUCAUAGACAUUCAAGCACAAAUGACGGAAAGGUGUAUUGAAUUACUAUUAUUACCGGAAGAUUCCCCAUGUUUGCUCUUAGACAUUGGCUGUGGUUCUGGACUUUCAGGGUCUGUUCUGGAAGAAAAUGGCCAUAUGUGGAUUGGCAUUGAUAUCUCCGAAGCUAUGUUAGAUGUAGCUUUAGAAAGGGAAAUAGAAGGAGAUGUAGUCCUAUCUGAUAUGGGCCAAGGAGUACCAUUUAGACCUGGCAGUUUUGAUGGCGCUGUCUCGGUAUCUGCGCUGCAGUGGUUAUUUAAUGCUGAUAAAAAAUCACAUCACCCAAUCAAAAGAUUGUAUACAUUUUUCAGUAGCUUAUAUGCAUCACUGUCUAGGUCAGCUAGAGCAGUAUUUCAGUUCUACCCAGAAAAUGAGAGCCAACUAGAAUUAUUGACAUCACAAGCAAUGAAAGCUGGUUUCUACGGAGGUGUUGUUAUAGAUUUUCCCAAUUCAGCCAAAGCAAAGAAAUUUUUCCUAGUGCUAAUGACUGGUGGGGCUGCACCUCUACCUAAAGCUCUAGGUACAGAUGAAGGGGAUGACAAUAAUCUUGAAAUAAAAUAUGCAAAGCGAGAAGCCUCUAAGAAAGCUCGCGGAAAGCCAUUAAAGAAUACAAGAGCCUGGCUCUUAGAGAAGAAAGAAAGAAGAAGAAAACAAGGCAAAGAUACCAGACCAGAUACAAAAUAUACUGGAAGAAAAAGAAGUGGCAGAUUUUAAAUAUCCUAUAUUUAUCUAGUUAUAAGAGUAUAUAAUAUAAAGUUAUCAAAG
This is a messenger RNA of Zerene cesonia (dogface butterfly), 994 nucleotides long. Its product is annotated as probable 18S rRNA (guanine-N(7))-methyltransferase. The coding region runs from base 110 to 943 and encodes 277 amino acids. The transcript is spliced from 6 exons. Lineage: Eukaryota; Metazoa; Arthropoda; Insecta; Lepidoptera; Pieridae. The record is from RefSeq and is a predicted model, not a curated record. Gene Ontology annotation, molecular function: rRNA (guanine) methyltransferase activity. Gene Ontology annotation, biological process: rRNA (guanine-N7)-methylation. Gene Ontology annotation, cellular component: nucleolus.